AUGAGGGUCACCGCCGUCGCCGUUGCCGUCCUCUCCGGACUGGCCCAGUCCCAGAUGCUUACCUCAACCCGUCCGGGCGGCUGGCAGCCGUCGCAGCCCGACUUCCCCGCCGUGCCCCUGGACCCGCAGACCAUCUUCGAGACGACCGUGUCCCGGGUCUUUGUGCCCGGCCCCGGCCGGCCGACCUGGACUUGGAGCACAAAGGUCGUCACCGUCACCCAGCCUUGCACGACCACCUCCACGACUACCCCUUGCACCACUUCCACCAGGAAGCACAAGCCUACCCCGUGCUCUACUUCCAAGAAGCCCACGACGACGCCCUGCACCACGUCGAAGAAGCCAACGACUACCCCGUGCUCAACUUCCAAGAAGCCCACCACGACUCCUUGCUCGACGUCCAAGAAGCCUUCCACGACUCCUUGCUCGACGUCCAAAAAGCCCACCACGACGCCUUGCUCUACGUCUAAGAAGCCCACCACGACGCCUUGCUCUACAUCUAAGAAGUCUACCACUACUCCUUGCACGACCCCUAAGAAGCCAACGACCACUCCCUGCUCUACUUCUAAGAAGCCGACAACCACUCCCUGCUCUACCUCCAAGAAGCCCACCACGACUCCUUGCACCACCUCCAAGAAGCCUACACCCACACCUUGCACCACCUCAACCAAGAAGACCACUACCCCCUGCGUGUCUUCCACUUCCAAGAAGCCCACAACGACUCCCUGCAAGUCUUCUUCCAGCUCCAAGAAGUCCUCGACCACCCACAAGCCCAAGACCUCUUCCAAGGUAGUGGUAACCUCCAGCCGCCGCCACAACGCCACAACUCCUUGCACCUCGGCCACCAAGAAGGCAACGACUUCCCAUAAGCCUAAGACCACCACGACCGCCAAGGCCACCACCUCUGCCGCCGUCGUCGUCCUGUCUUCGCAGAAGGCCGUCUCCUCUUCCUCCAAGCCCAUUAUCGUGGUCUCCUCCCAACGCACCAUACCACCUACGUCUUCAGCUUCCGUCGCCAUCGUGGUGUCUUCGCAGAAGGCUGUUCCCGUCACCCCUCAGGCCUCGAGCACGCCUUGCCCUACGGUUACCAGGGUCCGUUACCACAACUCUACCGUCACUGCGAACCAGCCUGCCACCGUUCCCUCGCAGCCUUCCGCUCAGCCUCCGGCGCAACCUCCUGCGCAACCCCCGGCGCAGCCUCCUUCGCAACCUCCCGCUCAACCUCCUGCUCAACCCCCGGCGCAGCCUUCUUCUCAGCCUUCUGCUCAACCUCCCGCGCAGCCUCCUGCUCAACCCCCGGCGCAACCCCCGGCGCAGCCUCCUUCGCAACCUCCCGUUCAACCUCCUGCUCAGCCGCCCGCGCAGCCUCCUACCCAGACUCCGGCGCAGCCUCCCGCCCAGCCGCCUACAACUGGAGGCAAGCCCUCCACGGUCGCCACCGCUGGCGGCAGCUAUGUCAAGGCGCCUCUCACCCUCGCCGGUGCCCUCAUGGUCGCCGCCUUCUUCCUUUAA
Colletotrichum fioriniae is the source of this 1509-nucleotide messenger RNA. RefSeq lists its product as uncharacterized. The record is from RefSeq and is a predicted model, not a curated record. NCBI's taxonomy places the organism in Eukaryota, Fungi, Ascomycota, Sordariomycetes, Glomerellales, Glomerellaceae.